CCGUGGAUGGUUCCUUCUCAGAACUUCAUUACCCCAGCACCAGCUUUUCUCUGAAGAACAACACUAUAUAAGCUACACAACCCACACAAUAAAAUCUACCAAAAUUUCAUCUUCUGAACUUGAGCAUAACAAAAGCUCUUACAAUUUAGAGUACUCCUUCCCCCUUCUAUAGUCUCUAUAAGUUCUUUCCCCUCAACCUCAACUCGCACAGCCUUAAUUACACGACUUUUUCGGCAAAAAAAGAUGGUUUCAAUUAUGAGCAAGCAACAGAACCUGUUGUCCAAAAUAGCAACCAACGGUGGACAUGGCGAAGACUCGCCUUACUUCGAUGGUUGGAAGGCGUAUGACACUGAUCCCUAUCAUCCUACUAGCAAUCCUAAUGGUGUUAUUCAGAUGGGUCUUGCAGAAAACCAGCUUUGUUUUGAUUUGAUUCAAAGCUGGAUUGUGAACAAUCCAAAAGCCUCAAUCUGUACGGUUGAAGGAGCGAAUGACUUCAAGGACAUUGCUCUAUAUCAGGAUUAUCAUGGCUUGCCAGAGUUCAGAAAUGCAGUCGCCAAUUUUAUGGGAAAAGUGAGAGGAGACAGAGUGACAUUCGACCCUGACCGUAUUGUUAUGAGUGGUGGAGCAACUGGAGCUCAUGAAACCAUGGCCUUCUGCUUGGCUGAUCCUGGUGAUGCAUUUUUGGUACCCACACCAUAUUAUCCAGGAUUUGAUCGAGAUUUGAGAUGGCGAACAGGGCUGCAACUUGUUCCGGUUGAAUGCAAGAGCUCUGACAACUUCAAGGUCACCAAAACAGCAUUGGAAGUGGCAUAUCAGAAAGCUCAAGAGGACAACAUCAGAGUCAAGGGCUUGCUUAUAACCAACCCUUCAAACCCAUUGGGGACUGUCUUGGACAGAGAGACAUUGAGAGAUAUAGUGAGCUUCAUCAAUGAGAAAAGCAUCCACCUAGUCUCUGACGAGAUAUAUGCUGCCACAGUCUUCAACCAGCCCGGCUUCAUUAGCAUUGCUGAGAUAAUAGAGGAAGACUUGGAAUGCAAUCGCGAUCUUAUUCACAUUGUUUAUAGUCUCUCAAAAGACUUGGGCUUCCCUGGCUUCAGGGUCGGUGUUGUGUACUCUUACAACGAUGCAGUAGUGAAUUGUGCUCGGAAGAUGUCAAGUUUUGGACUUGUUUCCACACAAACCCAACGCCUGAUUGCAUCAAUGCUCCUGGAUGACCAUUUUGUUGAGACGUUCAUCGUUGAGAGCGCAGAGAGGCUAAGUAAAAGGCAUGAGACCUUCACAAAGGGGUUAGCUCAAGUAGGCAUUGGUAGUUUGAAUAGCAAUGCUGGGCUCUUUUUUUGGAUGGACCUGCGAAGACUCCUCCAAGAGCCAACUGUUGAAGCUGAGAUGAAACUUUGGCGGGUGAUAAUCAAUGAAGUUAAGCUCAAUGUAUCGCCGGGGUCUUCUUUCCAUUGCUCAGAGCCCGGUUGGUUCAGAGUUUGCUUCGCGAACAUGGAUGAUGAAACCAUGAAAGUUUCACUAAGAAGGAUAAGGAACUUUGUGCUUAAAAGCAAGCAAGUGGAGACAGCUCCUAAGAGGCAAUGUUUGCAAAGAAAUCUUCAAGUCAAAUUAUCAUUCCGAAGGUCGGAUGAUAUCUUCAUGUCACCUCAUAUGAUGUCCCCUCACUCCCCUAUGUCUUCACCCCUUGUUCGCGCUAUGAAUUAGAUAGUGCAAUUCGAAGUUUACAUCAUUCGAAACUCGUACAGGAAAAGAUUGAUGAUUUUUUUGUAAAUAUGCCAUUAAGAGGAAAUGGCAUCAAUACAUUGUUUCUAUAUGAAUAACCAACAUCAUGUCCCAUUUGUUAAAUGGUAAUCGGUUGUUGGCAAUAAAGUUCCAAUUUUUUUUUUUUUUUAAAAUUGUAUUUGAAUUCAUCGUGUAUUCUCAUUCCUAUUCACAGAAUUGAUAAACUCUAAUGUUACCCGGCGGAAAGAUUGUUUACACACUUCAAUUAAUAAAAA
Molecule: messenger RNA, 1997 nt
Organism: Cornus florida
Lineage: Eukaryota; Viridiplantae; Streptophyta; Magnoliopsida; Cornales; Cornaceae
Product: 1-aminocyclopropane-1-carboxylate synthase-like
Exons: 4
Coding region: 244-1704 (486 amino acids)
Biological process (GO): amino acid metabolic process; biosynthetic process
Molecular function (GO): transaminase activity; pyridoxal phosphate binding
Source: RefSeq, a predicted model, not a curated record